Scomber japonicus (chub mackerel) is the source of this 1263-nucleotide messenger RNA. RefSeq names its product G protein-coupled receptor, class C, group 5, member Bb (gene gprc5bb). Bases 1 to 1263 code for a protein of 420 amino acids. The transcript has 3 exons. NCBI's taxonomy places the organism in Eukaryota, Metazoa, Chordata, Actinopteri, Scombriformes, Scombridae. Gene Ontology annotation, molecular function: G protein-coupled receptor activity; protein kinase binding; protein kinase activator activity. Gene Ontology annotation, biological process: G protein-coupled receptor signaling pathway. Gene Ontology annotation, cellular component: signaling receptor complex; plasma membrane; extracellular exosome. The record is from RefSeq and is a predicted model, not a curated record.
AUGGCUGUCAGCCCUUUUAUCAUCAUCUGCCUCUUGGCACUGACUUGCUAUGGCUCAUCCUACCCCUCUCCUCCACCUCGGGGGUGCAGUGAAGAUGUGGACCCUUCGUACAGAGUGCUGUGUGACCUGGAAUCAGUCUGGGGUGUUGUUCUGGAGGCAGUAGCCUGCAGCGGUGGCCUCGCCUCUCUGGUCCUCUCUGUGCUUCUGCUGGUCAAACUUCACUCCAUUUCUGAUCCCGCCAGACGCUCCGGUCUGGGGCCUCUGCUCCUACUCCUGGGCACACUCCUCGGUCUUUUUACCAUCUCUCUGGCUUUCUUGGUAGGGAAGAAUCAGGCACUCUGUGUGGUCCGCAGGGCCUUCUGGGGGCCCCUUUUUGCCCUCUGCUUCUCCAGCUUGCUAGUCCAGGGUGUGAGGCUCAGGAAGCUGGUGGCCGGCAAGAUGAGCCCAUCGGGCAGCUCCCUGGCAGCACUGGGCCUGGCCUUGGCCUUGGUUCAGGGGAUAAUUUCUGCUGAAUGGGUCCUGCUGACAGUAGUUAGGGAGGGUCACCCAGCCUGCGAAUAUCCACCUUUAGACUUUGCUCUGACAUGCAGCUACACCCUAGGGCUGCUCCUCAUAGCCAUGGGCCUUUCUCUGGGGGUGGUGCUCUGUGGAGGAGAGUUUGGGGCAGAGGGAGCAGGUGAAGAAGAUGGAGAAGGAGAGAGCGAAAAACGGAGAUGGAAAUGUAAUGCUGUCUGGCUCUUCUUGUCCUGUCUGGCAUCAGCAUUGCUAUGGGUGGCCUGGCUGGGGUUUUAUCUUUAUGGCAGCCAGGCUUCUAGGGUGAAAGGAAAAGGGGAAAGGUUAGGAGGAGGUGGAAAGAAGGACAUAAAGGGAUUGGACGAACCUGCGCUAGCAGUGGCCCUGGUCAUUCAGGGCUGGAUUCUGCUGUUGUUCCACGCUAUUCCAGAGACACACCUCUGCCUCCGCAAACCUCUACAAUCCAACACACAAGAUUUCUUUGAUACCAGUCAGACGUCCCCUCCUCCACAUUUCGGAGAUGAGCUUCCUCCACACUCUCACCGACCAUUCCCAGAAAACCAGGCCUUCUCCCUGGAGGAGCAUAGUGAAACUCUCCGAAGUGGAACAUACCACAGCGGCCAUGGGAGUAUGCGUCCUGGCAUUGCCUUCAGAGGUCACGUCUACCAACCAACUGAAAUGGCUCUGGUCAUGAACGGUGGCACGAUGCCCACAGCCCCAGUUAACUACACUGGACGACGGUUAUGGUAA